UAGCAGGUAUUUAAAAACAGCAACGGGUGAAGCAGACGCGUCUUCCUCUAGCUCCGAGAUGCUUUCCUCUUCAGUAAUGUCACUUUCAAAAUCCGUUAUCACACGCUUUACUUCACAGAGUGGACUUUUUGAGACGGUGAGAAGGUAACAGAGCUCCACACACCUCACAGCAGAGCAAUUUUACACCACUGCACAUCAUUGGAGAACCAGUGGGAGAAGAAUGGGCUUCACGAAGAAUGAGAUGGAUAACACUUGUAUGUAAUCUUGGAUUGAGCAACCGAAGUUCAACAAUGUCACCAGGAAAGAGGUAGCACUUAAUCACCCAGACAAACACGCCAUUACCCUGCGGAUCCUCAGAACACCGAGCCGAAUUAAAUAUGGUAAACUAUCUCAUUGCACAAACACAUGCAUAAAAUCUCCGUCUCUGAGCGAUCAAAGGUCAGAGGAGUGAAUAUGUAAAAAUCCUUCUUUGAAUUCAUUUAGCGUUAAAAGCAAACACUCUCCAGAGAUGGCAGUCACCUGCUGCUAGCUAGACUCAAGUAAUGACUGCCGUCUUAAAGGCCUGUCUGGUGCAACAAUGCCAUUUGUAUGUUGGAAUUUAUCGGAGCUCUCGUUUCGAAUGCUUCCAAGAGGAGAUCACAAAGUCAUUAACUAUUUUCUGUCUUUCUCAGCAGUUAGUGUUGAUGCAGCCUGCUUGCAAUAAUGUAUUGUGUCGCAAACAAGAAGAAUGGCCACUUCCCUGCCUCCUGGUGCAGAGGGGGCCCGCAGUGACAUGGAGGCUCAAGUAUAUGGAUGGCCUGAGGAGGUCUCCAUCAUUCAUAAAACAUGCCGCUGCCGCACGCCACCGAAUUGAUCUUGCAAAAGAAGCAGGGUGGCAUGCCGACCACUUCAUUAGUCUUCCACGGCCACAAAUCACACUCGCCGUAGCCUCCAAGGGACCUGACGUUACCGCAAACUUCACCGUAAACGCACUUGCUUGGGUUUGUAUUCGGCACUCUCCCAAAUAUUUUUACAAAACUUGCACGCUGACCGCAUUGUUUAUGGUCAAAAGGUGCCGGUCUGACAAAAUACAUGUGAAAAGAAUGACAACAGAGACCAAACUCCAAAAUAAGGAAUGCAUACAAUUUUUGAUCUCUGUAAUUGAUUGCUCGUGGUCAUUUUGGGCGUCAUGGGAUGAAAUCAAGCGGCUUCUCCAUAAGACAAUGUCAAAUAUUGAUGAUAUUUCUCUUCUCCAUCCUCUGAAUGAAUUGCCCCACUCACUGAGGCCUUUUGAUGAAUGCUUUUUAUUGCCUUUUCUGUUGUUGUUGCUGGAGCAGCUGGAAGAAACUGGGCCUGGUCCUCUCAGACUCUGCGAACCAAAUUGCCCUGAGAGGACCGCGACCAUUAUAGUCCACAAAUCAACGCCGCGCCGCCUUUUAUUAUGCAUCUGUUCUUUGCUUUUCGAGAGUUUAAUGGCAUUAAAAUGCAUCCACAUUUCUGGUUUGAAACAAUCCCUCGAUGAAGCAAAAGUCAAUUUUAUGCCUAAUGUUGACUAAACGAAAGAGCAACAGCAUUAAUUUGUGCAAUUUCACAAUGUCCAAUGAAACCAAUCUUAUCCAAUCAGCAUAAAAUGUUUCUCGGAACGUAAAGGCCGCCAACAAAAGAUAGCGAUCACUGAUGGAGAGCGUCGAAAGGGGCCGCAUAGGCUUGUAAAUGUAAAAAGAAAAUAGAACGUCUUUCUUGCUCUCUUCUGCUUUUGUCUGUCUGUUUCUCUGUGUCUCUCACAAAACAAACUGUUCUUGCAUUGUGUUGUCUCUUUAAAGUUGCAUGCUUACCCCUCAGCCCCCCCAUUCCUGCACAGUCUAUUCCCUUAACUGUCAUGCUGCCAGGCCUAAAAGCAUUUCUUGUGAAAUGUUCAACAUCAGAAAUGGUUUGUGUGCAUGUCAGUUUGGCCUACCAAAAAAUCCUAACACUUAGGCCAAAGGCACCAUCGCCACGUUCCCCUGUGAAGUUUUGCUUGUGCUGGUUAUACUUAAGCCAGUAUUGCUGUCUAAAGCUUAUUUAUGAUCUGACUGCUAUAUUAAGAUCUUAUCAGGUUAACACGACCUACGACCUGGUCUACUUUUAGCACAGAUAUUGUGAUUGAGACAUCUUUAAAUGACAGUGAAGCUAAUAAUUGACAUAACAUCCUGUAUGCAUAGCAUUCGUUUGAAACACAAUCAAAUACGCUUUGGCCUGAACGAAAAAAUCUGAACUUUUUCAUAAACAUCUUUUACUCUCUCUCUCCGCAUCCGCCUCUCUCACAAAACUCCCCGUUUGACUUGUGAAACACGAUGAACACGACGAAGAUAUGCAUGAAUAAUUCAGUCCACUCGGGCUGUAGUGGGUGAGCAUGUAAGCAUGCGAGUGUGUGAAGGUGGGGGGACGGCAAACAAGUCCCUCCUGGUUAAGAUUUUUUGAAGGACGGCCCGAAGUGCUCAGCGCAGCGUUACAAGUGCUCCGCGUCCGAGGGGAAUUAGGAGCAUCUCCAUUACCAGUGCGGAACGAUUUGUUUGGAAUUAUGCCAAGCUGCAAAUAUCUGGACCUUUGGGGACAGCGAACAUCCGAUCCCACAGCAAAGCAAUCUUUACAAGUUUGCUUUAUUCCCUCUCUCUGCUCACCAAACUCAUCUAUCCUCAGAUGUGUCCUUCUAAAUCCUUUAUGUUACAGGUCUUACUUUUGAAUCAAAGAGCAUCUUUGCCGUACAAUUCAUGAUGCUAUAGCAAUGUCAGGGUCUUUAAUUUGUAUCUUAGCGAACACACAUACUGAUAAUGCGUAUUUGCUGGAUCCUGAAUGGUGCUCCUGUACCUCAACUGUGUUAGCAGCACAAAAGAUUGUGAGUUUGAUUAGGGAAAACAAAUACAGAUAAAAUGUACACAUUGAAUGCACUGUACAUCACUAUGGAUAAAAGUAUCUGCCAAAUGCAUUAGUGUAAAUGCAGAGUUAGUUUGCUUUGGAGUAAAGUAGCUCCCAAAUGCCUAAACGCAAUUUAAAUUAGCAAAUUAAAGGUGCACUGUGUAACUUUUAGGAGGAUCUAUUGACUGAAAUGCAAUAUAAGGGUCAUUAUACAGAAAAGGUGGAAUUCGGGUGAUGAAAAUUUGCUUAAAGGAGCAUUUCACCCGUAAAAAACAUUAAUCUUUAUUGAAAGUGUGUCAUAUUUGUAGUCGAAAUGUAACAUGCAUUUCGAAUGGUGUCUAUUUGACCAAGAAAAGGGGUGUUUGUAGUCUCACCCCCUCAACAAAGAUAUUGGACUUCCUUCUUUCAAUGAUGCAAAAUGAUGAUUUUUACAUCAUUGAAAGAAGGAAGUGCAACACUGAAAUCUGUAUUUCUCCUGUCUCAGCGGCAACUGAGGAAAUGAUGCACGACCAUUCAAAAACAUGACUGGGGUUCUAAUGAUACACAGCUUAAUGCAAAUGGGUGAAGUGUCCCUUUAAAUGAACUUCUUUCAACAUACCCAAAACUUUUUUAAUAGCAUUAAUUAACUUGUCAGAUCUAUGAAUCCGCAAAACGGGGAGCUUAAUCUAUUUUUAACUUUUUAAUACAUUUUAAUAAAGAGUCCAUAAGUCAUUUAUUUGUCAUUGGUGUUACCUGUGAUUUAAACAACAUUAAUGUUGAUACUAAAUAUUUUUUUUCAUUACAGCUUUUGUAUUUAGUUAAAGGUUGAGUAGAGGAAUUAUAACAGCCAGAAAAAUAAUUGAUUAUGAAUAUUUGUUGAAUUAAAUUCUUCAUCUUUACCCAGCAUUGUAUGAAAUUAUUUGAUUCUCAGUUUGACUUUUUUCUUUAAAACCAACAAAAACAAAAAUAAUUCAACCAAAAAGGCUUUGAUGCAAAGACUGAAUUAUCAACAAUGACUUAAUGCCAGGGUAUACCUUUUUUCCGCGUCCGUCCGCACAGCUUUUCCAGUAUACUUGCUGCGGCUACACAGGGAUGGCUGUGUUCGACACUAUACGCAAUACAAAUGAUUUCUUAUUCAAAUUAUUACUCUACCAGGCCAUCAGGGCAGCACUGAUUUGGUGACAUUUACAGUACAUUAAAACAUUAGGAUAGGUGAAGAAAAGUAACCGAUCCACCAUUGCAAACACAGUUUAGCAAACAACAAAGUACAGGAAUCAAAGAUUAUGGUAACAAACAUGCUCCAGAGCUUUCUGUUCUUGGAAGAAGUAAAAGUUAAAGAAGAAAAACGAUAGUGUGUGUGCAAAUGCUGUCUAUUUCCUUUGUAUAAUUGUUAAUAGUGGAGUGUCCUGUCUAAAUAUUUUCACGCGCAUGCGCUGUUGUACGCGGACUGUACGCGCACUGUCCGCGCGGUCUCAAAUUUUGGGCUGCACUUUGGGACCCUUCUGAUGACGAAAAUGAGGUCAUGCGGACGGCGCGCAUAUGCGGACGUCCCUAGUAUACUUUCGGCUUUACAUCCCAUAUCAACAACAAAAUAUUACUAGAAAGUACAAGAAAAUACAUUCAUAACACCAAACUUGGUUUAACACUAAUGACACAAUGUAACACCAAUGACACAAUGUAACACCAAUGACAAAAUUAGAAUAUAAUAAUAGAUAAUGAAUAUGAUAAAACUUACAAACUUUCAUAAAAUUUUCCAUCUUGUUUUGUUUUUAUGCUUUUAUGUUGGUCAGUUAAAGGAAUAGUGCUUAGGAAGUACUCGUUAGAGAAGUAACACUAAUGAUGGUAACACUAAUGAUGGUAACACCAAUGAUGGUAACACCAAUGACAAUUUACAGAAAAAAAAAUAUUUUAACAAAAUGGCUGCCAUUAGCCAUGUGCUAUUUCAUCAGAGAUGUAACAAUCACAUACUUAUUCAGUAUAACAUAUUUUUAUGUAAAGAUCUUAACACUCCUAGCUAUAAAAAGAGUAACACUAAUGACAUCCAAAAAAUCUUAUCUCAAAAUUCUUAGAUAUAUCAUGAUACUUGAUAUAUCAUGAAAAACCUUUUGCCUUCCUCCACUGCACUUCUUUCACUAACCUCUUGGCCCAUGAAAAACUUCAAAGAGCUGAUGCAUUGUUUCAAAAUAAAAGUGCUUUGGGUAAGGUAACACCAAUUACAUAAAUUUGGGGGACAAAUAUUUAUUUGAUAUUAUUCAUAUUAAUAGUGUAUUUUUUACCAUUUCAGUGUAAAUUCAUACAGGGUUGAAGGUACAUGUAAAUUAGAUUUGUUUUAUAAAAAACAUGGUUUUAAAUAAUAAGUUCACAGUUUAAGUUCCAUGUAUGAUCAAAGGGACAGGCCAAUUUUCAGGACCAGACAUUUAAAAAAAAGUUUAAAAAAAGGAAAAAAAGAAAAUUAAAUAAAUAAACUCUCUCAUCAUUUUAAGGACAGUCUAUAUUUAUAAAAUAUAUAUCAUUAUGGGAUUAUUGGGUCAAAUUAAAUGAUUAAGAGGUCUGCAAAAGCAAGGGACAAGCAUUUCCACCUUUUUUGUAGAAUGACCCAUAAUAUACAUAACUAUAUUUUCAGUGGUUUAUGAAAACCUUACACAAUAAACUGUUAGGUUUUUAUUACCUUAGAAUAAGCCGUUUUAUCUACAUACACCGUGGGUCCCCUUACAUGGAAGUCGCCAUUUUGCACCACCAUGUUUCUUCUCUACAGAGCGCGUUUCGUCACUACGUUGUCUCAGACGAAUACAUGUUUUCCUGUGGCAUCUACUGUAACUUCUCUAUGCGUUUUGAAAAGGAGGGGUGAGCUGUGGACUGAGCCAUGGUUGCAAUUCGCAAUGUCACCAAUAGAUGCCGCUAAAAUCUACACGCAGCACCUUUAAAAUAUCUGAAAAAAUUAAUAAAUGCUUUCAACAUACAAACGAAACUGUGUAAAACGUUGAUGUAUCCUGCACACAAUAUUCUGUCUGGUAAUUUAACAUAAUUCAGUGUAACUUGAAUCAGCGAUGUGGCACAGACAUGAGUGGCUUGUGUUUAAACUGAAAGUCAAAGCUUGACUAUUAAGAAUUUCUAUUACCCACAGAUGCAAUUUGUGUGUAAAUACCAUUCAUCUUCAAUUCAUACUUGUGCAGAACAGGCCAAGAUAUACUGCGACGUGUUGCUAGGACACAAGCACAAAGAGCGAGGACCAAUAGUCUAUUUACACAUCUCUCUCUCUCUCUCUCUCUCUCUCUCCCUCUCUCUCUCUCUCAAAGUGCUGUGACAGCAGAAAUAUUUGUGUGACAAGCAUUUGGGGGCUUAGUCCAUUAGCAGCCUCUUAUGGGUCUCCUUGCCGGGUUAUUGGGGUAGCGAGUCAAAACCUAGCAGAACAUUCUUUAUUGCAUUUGUAUCAUGUGGUAGGGAUAUAGAAGGUAAAGACACAAAGGAAGAAAGAAACAGACUUGUUUUUGCAUCAUUGUAACAAAUGUGAUGUGACAACUUCAAAAAGGGUGCACAAAAGUGCAUGCAUGACGAGGACGAGAUGCCCUGAAUAUCUGUGGUGUUAUUAGUUAAACAGGCAUACGUCCAUAAUUAAUGCCCAGCGUGAGCGACUGGAUGUACUUUGGAGGCAUCCAGGACAGCCAGCUGUAGUUGUCAAUCAAACUGACACAUGGCCAUAAAACACUGUUAUGUGUCUACAGUAUAUCCAUUCCACAUAGCCAGAACUAAACACAGACCACACAUGGGCUGACACACAAUGAAUGCAGAAUUCAGCAAGCAUAAUAUACACAUCACAUUUGCCAAAAGUGAAGCAGUUUAGUUAGAAAAUAAAUCCAAGUUAGCCUCACCCCACCCGAACCAAACUAUAAAAAUUAUGUUGCAUUUAAGAAGAUCAAGUUUUAUCUGGAAUCUGCUUUAUGCAGUUUUAGUUUCAACAACAAACUGAAGAGAAAACAUAUCUGUCAUACAUUACGAGUGUGGGGACAUCUGUAAAGAUUGUUACUUCAUGUUGUGACAUGCACUGAAGUUCCCAGCAUGCAUCUUGAACUUUUCAUUU
Messenger RNA from Misgurnus anguillicaudatus (oriental weatherfish), 6931 nucleotides. The record is from RefSeq and is a predicted model, not a curated record. NCBI's taxonomy places the organism in Eukaryota, Metazoa, Chordata, Actinopteri, Cypriniformes, Cobitidae.